AUAGAGACCAGAACAUCCAGGUUGUCUCAUAUAGAGACCAGAACAUUCAGGUUGUCUCAUAUAGAGACCAGAACAUCCAGGUUGUCUCAUAUAGAGACCAGAACAUCCAGGUUGUCUCAUAUAGAGACCAGAACAUCCAGGUUGUCUCAUAUAGAGACCAGAACAUCCAGGUUGUCUCAUAUAGAGACCAGAACAUCCAGGUUGUCUCAUAUAGAGACCAGAACAUCCAGGUUGUCUCAUAUAGAGACCAGAACAUCCAGGUUGUCUCAUAUAGAGACCAGAACAUCCAGGUUGUCACAUAUAGAGACCAGAACAUCCAGGUUGUCACAUAUAGAGACCAGAACAUCCAGGUUGUCUCAUAUAGAGACCAGAACAUCCAGGUUGUCACAUAUAGAGACCAGAACAUCCAGGUUGUCUCAUAUAGAGACCAGAACAUCCAGGUUGUCUCAUAUAGAGACCAGAACAUCCAGGUUG
Molecule: messenger RNA, 474 nt
Organism: Lottia gigantea (owl limpet)
Lineage: Eukaryota; Metazoa; Mollusca; Gastropoda; Lottiidae
Exons: 1
Biological process (GO): leukocyte tethering or rolling; hemopoiesis
Cellular component (GO): plasma membrane
Source: RefSeq, a predicted model, not a curated record